Molecule: messenger RNA, 3634 nt
Organism: Cloeon dipterum
Lineage: Eukaryota; Metazoa; Arthropoda; Insecta; Ephemeroptera; Baetidae
Exons: 17
Coding region: 285-2738 (817 amino acids)
Source: RefSeq, a predicted model, not a curated record
GCCAUAACGCCCAUUACUGAUUAUAAGCCUUAAGCUUACACGCUUUCGUGUUUCAUGGUCUUACUGGUCAUAGCCAUCAGCCGUCAUAUUAUCAUACAUAGCUUCGAUUUCGAUCAUGACCCAGCCAGUAGAAGUAAUAGUAAUAGUCUGUCGUCAUCCUAUGCUCUGCACUCAGCUGAAGGACGGUUGUUGUUGCCAUCGUUACCCAAACAACGAGACACCAAAAGUGGACAAACCAGUAGAGGAGUAAAGUGCACGAUAAGACACGUGUCGCAUGAACACUGAUGCUCACACUGCGUUCAACAGACUGCUUUAAAUUUUUUUGUUACACACGGAAAUCUAGUUUUAGCACCAUGCUCUCAUAUAGCAAAGGUGGCGUGAGGAUGGUUUACAGUUUUGACGAUGGAACUGAAUCUGGCUGCGAAAGUAACAGCCUCCUGGUCAAUUCGCACUCUUUGAACACUUCACAGCAAGUUCCUAAACAAGUUGAUUCUGCAUCAGUUUCAGCAACACUUGCUGUAACUGGCAAAAAAGACGACCAAAUUACACAGCAAGUUCCUAAACAAGCUGAUUCUGCAUCAGUUUCCACAACACUUCCUGUAACUGGCAAAAUAGACGACCAAAUUACACAGCAAUUUCCUAAAGAAGCUGAUUCUGCUUCAGUUUCCUCAACACUUCCUGCUGUAUCAAAAUCUACUCGAGCAACUGAUGAUUACCGAAUUAAGGCUUCUGAUUUACCAGAUAAUUAUUUCGAUGACCUUCUGGAUAUCAUGAAUAUGCAACCUCAAAUACAACAGGAAGAUAUCUCACCUGAAGAUGCGGCCCAAUCAUCAGCUUUGCCUGAAGAGACUCCUGCUGUGGUAAAAAUCAUAGAUUUACCAAUAAAGAAAGAGAACUUGUCUGACUGCAUGGAAAAUUCUGAUGUAGUCUGUCCUGAGGCAAAUACCAAAAAUGCAAGUGAGAACCAAAUUCUACUUGGUGAUGAAUACCACGCUGCGUCCAUCAAGACCGUGACGUUCAAAAAGAUAAAGAUAAAUAUGAAAGAGAACCAAAGGCCUUCACUUAGUUGUGAAAACAAUCCACCUGUAGUAACGCAAAAUACCAUCUUGGAUGAGGACAAAUUGGUAAAGUUUGUUGAAGAUCUACUUAGCCCAGCUUCUGCUGCAUGUAGCAGUCGGUCUCCUCCGUCAACACCGUCUCCAACUAGCCAGAGCAAAAUAACCACUCAAACAGCAAACAAAUAUGGAAAUAUCAGCAAAUCAAACUUGCCUUCAAAGGAGGAAAAUCAGUCAAAUUCUGAAAGGGCUGCAAAAGUCAUUAGUUCGAAUCGUCAAUCGAUUGCCAAAGGGAUAAAUACUCAAAUUCCAACCCAUCAAAACAGAUUAUUACCCUCUCAACCAUUUCCUUACGCCGCACAACGUCCGCUGCUUCCUUUUGCACCUGUACAACCACGACCUCUAUCACCUCCCCAUUUGUAUGGACAACCUUUACCAAUCGUCCAUCACAACACUAUGCAUCGUUGGCCACAUCCACCUCGUCCUUUGCCACCAAUCAUGAUGCCAUACUUUGACCCUAAUUUGCCAAAUCCAUGCCACAGACCGCAAAAUAUUCCCACAACCACUUCAACAGUAAUAAGAGAAGAAAAAGAGAUAAGGACCAUGGAUGCUAGAAAUUUAGUAGAUGUCAUGAAAGUGUCAAAGGCGCAGGGAACCAAAACUGCUACAAAAGUCGUAAGUAGUGAACCGCCUGUCAAAACUUCCAAAACCGAGGUGGAAACAGUAAAACGCGAUGAAACAAACACAAAUGGCAGACUGUGUUUCAAGUGUAGUCAUCCUUUAGCGAGCAAAGAGAACGGUCCCGAGAAAAAAAUGAGCGAGAUGGAAACUCAGACAUACUGUGAAGAUGAGCUCACCAGUUCCAAUGCACCAGUCGUUAAAACCUUUCAGACGAUUGCCACUCAAACUGAGAAAUGCAUUAGAAAAGAUGUGGAUGAUCCUCCAGUUUCUAGUGUAGAAGUCCAGACUGAGGUUAGCUCAUCCCUCUUUGCUCACAAAGGAAAGAAUGUGCCUGAUGUGGACCCCAAAUCUUAUACAAUUAACAAAUCAAAGCAGGUCGACAGGCGUGUUAAAAACAAAGAAUAUGAAACUUUUUCCUUUUUGACUGAAGCAGCAAUGUUGCAGAAUGAAAAGAAUAUGAGGGGAAAUGAUGAUUUAGAUGAAGAUGCUUCAUCCAAAGUCAAGAAAACUCAAAUGAGUGAAAAAUUGGUCACAACCAACGUCAAAAUGGAGAAAAGUGAUCCUGUUGAGUCAAGUGGAGCUGAUAAGACUGAAAUUGGCGCUACCUUAAGAAUGAAAAAGAAAAAUUCUAAUUUGAAACGAAGUGCUUCCUUAGAUGCAUCUGAAGCUGUUCCACCUCAAGCAAAGAGAGCUAAUAAAACGGAUAGAACCGGAACAACAAUAGCCAACAGCGAAACUGAAACUUCUAAAUCAAAGAAAACGCUCAAAUUUCCAUCACACAAUCCAAAUAUGGGAUCAAUUCGAGGAAAAAGUACUAGAGGAAAAAAUCAAAUUCGUGGGUAUGCAAAUGAAAGAAGUCGCGGCUUUCAUCCCAUGAGAGGUCAUUACGUCUCACGGUGCUCCGAUUACUAUAAGUAUGGUAAUGCCAACUUCCGUCCACGCUCAAAAUCUAAAAGAUACGCAUGGGAGAUGCAAAACCUUGAUAUUAAACUGCAUGAUUAACUGAUCAAGUCGCUGUUUUUAAUUUUGGGGACGGCUGUUGCGUCAGGUGCUUUUGAUACAAAAGUUUUUUUUACUUUUUAUUCUAAAUGAGUGUAAAGACAAAUCAUGUACAAAAAUGUCGAAAUUUCGCUUAAAAAUUAAUUUUUAACAAUUUUGGAUGUUUUGUUUUUAAAUAUUUUGAGCUCUGAAGGACUGCGUCACACUAUUUAUUGCUCAGUGGUGUUCGUAAUAUAAUGCUCAACAUGUACAAAUCAUAUGGUGAAAAUGUUGCUGAGAUAAAAAGGUGGUUAGACACAAUAGCUUAUUGGAGGUUUGGAUGUCAAAAUUUAUCACUCAGUUAAUGUUCCUUAAACGAAACGCCAGUUACCAUAAUGAUUGAUAUGUAUGGUAUAUAUUAUAAUUUAGAUAAUUUAUUUAAUGAUCAUAUUAUUAAGGACGCCUGAGUGGUGUUUUAUAUGUACUUGUAUUUUAUUGAAUUAUUAGUUAAUACAUAUUAAAUUUGCACAAAACAUUUGUGCGAUUCUCAUCAAAGUAGAGCAUGUUUAGCAAAGAGACAUGUGCGCCUGCACCGGUCCAUUACUUCGCCAACAUUAUUUCAACGCACGAUUUUUUUAAUAUUCAUGUGGCAUCUCAUUAAACUAGAACACAAGAUAUUAUUUUUUGGUACCUUGUCUUCUGGAAAACCUUUUAUUGAACGUAUUUGUAUUCGUGUGUCCUAUUGAUAUGCAAAUAAUAUCAAAGAUCUUGGAUUUGUCAGAUUUUUUAGGAGAUUAUUUAUGAAUUUGGCGUACAGAAGUAAAAUUAAAUUGGAUACAUGGGUUAAUUUUGUAAAAAAAAAUGUAUAAUAGGAAUAUGAUAUUCUGGUAUUAAAAUAAAAAUAAAAUAAAUGAUUUAUG